GUAUUUAUGUUUGUAUUUAUAUUCAAUAAAAUCUAGCUUCAAUAUCAAACAGAAUGGAUGCACUGAAAAACAAAGGGAAAAUGCCAAAAGGCCUUGAGAAACUAAUUGAAACAUGUAACAGUAUUUAUCCUGAUCAAACAAAUCCUAUUCAAGCGACGACAAUUUUAAAGUAUUGGCUGGGAGGACAAGAUCCACUGGAUUACAUAUCUAUGUACAGCAAUACAGGAACUUUGACGGUACCUCCUCAUUGGCACUACAUAUCUUUCGGUCUUUCUGAUUUACAUGGUGAUAAUCGAGUUCAUAUGCCUGAGACUUCCGGAGACCCAGAACCAAAGUCUGGAAUGGGAUUCGAGCUGACGUUCCGGUUGUUAAAAACUCCCAACGAUGGCGACAAACCACCUUCAUGGCCAGCAAACCUUUUGCAGGAUUUGGCACGUUAUGUUUUUCAAACGGGAAACCGUUUAUGUUCAGGUGACAACAUUCCUUGGGGUAAAUGCUUGAACAAAGCACUACCACCAACAACGAAAAUCAAACAUAUGCUAAUUUGCAAUGACCCUCAAAUGCCACGCACUGAAACGCCCUUCGGAUGGGUUGAUUUCUUGCAAAUCGUUGGUGUUUGUGAGGAAGAGUUGGAAAAGGCAUCUCGAUCAAAUGGCAAAAGCGUUCUAAAUUUACUCAGGACCGAUGUUAGUACUGGGGGCGAAUGGCUCAUUACAGACAUGCAACGAACUAAAACAGUAUUUGAAUUGUUUCCAGAAAAGUUGCGUCAACUGGAAGCAAAUUUGGAGGCAGAAGGUUCUGACUUGGCUGGUGUCAAUGCACAUUUUGAAUUUAAGGAACUGUUUAAGUCAGAACUUAAUGUGCUGGAACAAAAUGUUGCAAAUGCCAAUAACUGGGAUGCCAACUCUGACAUAAACAUAAAAAAAGAACCUCAAAUCGGAGAUAUUACUUGCCCUGUAGAACAAUUUCCAUCAGUGCCCUUUCGUGCAACAUCAUUCAAUGGUCUAGAGAUCAAAUUACCACCAUAUGCCGCCAAGUUUCUCGUUCUAGCGAUUCGAGAUCGCGUAAGACACGGCCGUCACUUUACAUUCAAAGACCAGAAGUAUGCCUUAACAUUUGUAUCAGAGUCAGUAACGGGCUCAAAUUGCUCCACAAACAAUCCGUACGUUAUUUUAGGUUACUGGAUUCAAGUUUUGAUAACAGAAGAUUUGGUGAAUCGAAUGAUAGAUGCAUUCAAGUGUCUUGAAAGUACCAGUAUUGAGCUCCUGAAAUUACCACAAGUCUUUGAAUUCUCAGACAAGAAUCUCAAAUUUAUUGUCGACAAUUUUCAAAUGCAGCAAAAUAUGAACCCGUUACUGCAAUAACCCAUAAAUAUACAACAAUUUAAUUACAACAAGUGCCUUUUAAAACGUAUUUUUUUUUUAAUUUUAUACAUAUAAAUAAAUAUAUAAUGUUACAUGUAAUGAAACACAAUUAUUAAACAUAAGACCUGUACAACUUAAAUUCUUACAUGUUUUCUUUCUAAAUUACACAAUAAAAAA
This is a messenger RNA of Culicoides brevitarsis, 1541 nucleotides long. It is a transcript of the gene Su(fu), whose product is annotated as suppressor of fused homolog. NCBI's taxonomy places the organism in Eukaryota, Metazoa, Arthropoda, Insecta, Diptera, Ceratopogonidae. The transcript is spliced from 3 exons. Bases 54 to 1364 code for a protein of 436 amino acids. Gene Ontology annotation, molecular function: transcription factor binding. Gene Ontology annotation, cellular component: cytoplasm; nucleus. The record is from RefSeq and is a predicted model, not a curated record.